This is a messenger RNA of Oppiella nova, 1415 nucleotides long. Lineage: Eukaryota; Metazoa; Arthropoda; Arachnida; Sarcoptiformes; Oppiidae. The record is from the annotation of a GenBank genome assembly.
CAUUUAUGCAUUUAUGCAAUACUCUCGCAGUGUUUCAGUGUUUGUUAUGUUUGUCAUUGAAUUGAAUGCAUUCACAACUCAUUGCAGACACAAACUUGUGAUCACUUCUCACACACCGACCACUCAUUCAAGCCUUCAUUCAAUCCAUUCAUUCACUAAUUGUUUGAUUCACUCGUCGUUCACAGCAGCCAUCCAUCCAGUGAUCAGUUUAUGGUUUACAUCGCAUAGCAAACCCGAACUCACUUUGGGAUCAAUUGGUGGUGAUAGUCAUGUGUCCGGUCGUCUUAUUAGCUCUCAUAUUAUCAGUGAUUCUGCUGUUACUAGAAGUGACGGCAGCACUGAGUGUCACAUUCAGACCAUCACCGGUGAAGCAACUCAAAGAAGAUGAGAUCAUAACCGUGUCCAUCGAACUCAACAAUUCUGUCCAUAAAUUCAAUUCCAAUGAUUAUUACGAUCUCUAUGUCGGCGACCCUUCUGUGGUGGAAGUGUUGGGCGACAAGACAUUGAUUGUGGGCUCCAAUGGACCACUGAAUGGCACGUUUGAGUUGAGGGGCAUAUGUUUGGGUCACUCAUGGCUUCAAGUGAUCAACAAAUACGAUGCAAACGAUGUGAGCGAACGGCUGGCCAUUAGUGUCAUCCGGAAGACCAGCCAAUUAACCAAAAUAUUCACCAUAUCUGUGGCCGUCUUAAUAUCCAUGAACUACAUAAACAUGGGAUGUGCUCUCGAUAUGACUGUAGUCCUACAGGUGCUCAAGAGGCCCAUCGCACCCACCAUUGGAUUUGUCUGUCAAUACACUUUCAUGCCUUUGAUUGCAUUCUUGGCCGCCAAACUGCUAUUCACGGAAUCCUAUCUCCAAUUAGGACUCUUCGUGUUCGGCGCCAGUCCUGGUGGCGGUGCCAGCAAUAUGUGGACAGUGCUCUUGGGCGGCAAUCUUAACCUCAGUAUUACCAUGACUUUCAUCAGUACCUUAUCAGCACUUUUUAUGAUGCCAUUCUGGUUGUCAACAUUGGGUCCCAAUAUCUUCGAGGGCACGACAACCUCAGUUCCGGUUCCAAAUAUAUUUGGUUCUUUGGCUUCGAUGACUAUAUUCUUAGCCAUAGGGUUACUAUUCCAGAGAUUUAUACCAAAAGUGGCCAAUAUUUGUCGCAAAAUUUUAGCGCCCGUUUCGAUCGCAAUGAUUAUAUUUAUAAUUAUUUUCGGCACUUAUGCUAAUCUAUAUAUGUUUCGUAUGAUGUCAUGGCGUAUACUAUUAGCCGCUUCUGUCAACGUUUGGACCGGUUUUCUGGUGGGACUCAUUGCGGCCAUACUUUUCAGACAGUCAUUUGCCGACCAAAUUGCUAUUGCAAUCGAGACGGGCAUUCAGAACACAGGCGUCGCUAUUGUUUUGUUGGGAUUAUCUCUUCAACAACCGGAC